Molecule: messenger RNA, 1079 nt
Organism: Durio zibethinus
Lineage: Eukaryota; Viridiplantae; Streptophyta; Magnoliopsida; Malvales; Malvaceae
Product: basic helix-loop-helix (bHLH) DNA-binding superfamily protein
Biological process (GO): regulation of DNA-templated transcription
Molecular function (GO): protein dimerization activity; DNA-binding transcription factor activity
Source: RefSeq, a predicted model, not a curated record
AUUACAUUAAAAGCCCUAAAGACAAAACCCACCGAAAGCACUGAAACACUUUGAUUUCAUUUCCAACUUCGGACUUGGUCAAAAGAACACCAUUCAUCUCAGUCUCGUAUCAUACCAAACCAACAAAAACAAAACAAAUUGAAAAAAAAAAAAAAAAGGAAGCAUGCAACCGGAGAAUUCCGAGCUCUACCGUUUUCUGGCGCAAAAUGGCAUUGGGUCCUACGGCUUUCCUGCCAAUUCUGAGUUUCCAGUUGUGCAAAGCUUUUCUAGUUCCUCCACGUACUACCCUUUGGAGAUGUCUGGGGUUACUACUGAAACGACUCCACAGGAUAGAGCUCUUGCUGCCCUGAAGAAUCACAAAGAAGCUGAGAAAAGAAGGAGAGAGAGGAUUAACUCCCAUCUCAACAAGCUUAGGAGCCUUCUCCCUUGUAAUUCUAAGACGGACAAAGCUUCUCUUCUAGCAAAGGUGGUCCAACGCGUAAAAGAACUGAAACAACAAGCCCUUGAAAUAACUGAACUCGAGACUUUACCAUCUGAAACAGAUGAAAUCACAGUGCUUUCAUGCGAUUAUUCAUGUGAUGGAAGAUUGAUAUUUAAGGCUUCGUUGUGCUGUGAGGACCGAUCCGAUCUUUUAACGGAAUUAAUCGAGAUUCUAAAGUCUCUCCAUUUGAAGACUCUAAAAGCAGAAAUGGCGACGCUUGGAGGAAGAAUCCGCAACGUUCUGAUCGUUGCAGCAGACAAAGAUCACAGCAUUGAGUCGGUUCAUUUCUUGCAAAAUGCAUUGAAAUCUUUGCUCGAACGUUCAAAUUCAAGCGAUCGAUCGAAAAGAAGACGGGUUUUAGAUCACAAAAUAAUAGUCCAGUGAUUUCUACAAUCAUUGUUUAAAAAUAUCAUCUUCAACUUUUUUAUUUUUUAUUUUUAUUUUAUUGAGUGGGUGUAGGGGUGGGGGAGUGAGCUUGAUUUUGUUUUCUAGUGUGACAUGCUUUUUAAUUUCUAUGUUGGGUUUGUUUAGCUUGCUUUUGGAAGGGGGAAUUUAAGAUACGGAUGAUUUAGUUGAAAUUUUUAUUUAUUGAUAUAAU